This is a messenger RNA of Akanthomyces muscarius, 2418 nucleotides long. RefSeq lists its product as uncharacterized. Gene Ontology annotation, molecular function: oligopeptide transmembrane transporter activity. Bases 1 to 2418 code for a protein of 805 amino acids. Lineage: Eukaryota; Fungi; Ascomycota; Sordariomycetes; Hypocreales; Cordycipitaceae. The record is from RefSeq and is a predicted model, not a curated record. Gene Ontology annotation, biological process: transmembrane transport. The transcript has 8 exons.
AUGGGCGACCACAGGCUGGCGGGCCCCUCUGUCCAGGCGGUGCACACCAGCGGCAGGGACCAGGACAUGGGCGUCACUGAGCGCACCACGCCGCGACACUCCUUCCAGCAGGACAAUGACCAUGACGCCGAUGACUUUGACAAGUGGUCCGACUUUGACGCCGAUGAUCAUUCAUCCGGCGUACGCAACGACGAAGCCGGCAACGUCUCAGAACACGGCCGCCUGCUCGAUCCUGACCAGGCCGCCGAGGCUUUCGAGCUUGGGGAUCGCGUCUCGCUUGGGAAUGGUGCUUCCGUCUUCAAGGACACCGAGGCCGAGAACUCGCCGUAUCCCGAGGUCCGCGCCGCCGUGCGCAACUACGACGAGGACGUGCCGGCCAACACGGUCCGCGCGUGGACCAUCGGCCUCGCCCUCACCAUCGCCGGCGCGUCCAUGAACACGCUCUUUUCGCUGCGCCAGCCGAGCAUCUCCAUCGGUCCCCUGGUCGCGCAGAUUGUCGCCUACCCCAUCGGCCACACCUGGGCGAGAAUCAUGCCCGCGCGGGAGUUUCGCACGUUGGGCGUGCGGUGGAGCUUGAACCCGGGGCCGUUCAACAUCAAGGAGCACGCCGUCAUCACCGUCAUGGCGGGUGUCUCGUUUUCGGUGGCGUACUCGACCGACAUUAUCCUCGCGCAGCUCGUGUUUUACAAGCAGGAUUUCGGCAUCUUAUUCCAGCUUCUCUUGACAAUAUCCACGCAGUCGCUCGGCUACGGUAUUGCCGGCGUCAUGCGCAAGUUCUUGGUAUAUCCUGCAUCAAUGAUCUGGCCAGAGAAUCUGGUCAGCGUGACUCUACUAAACGCCAUGUAUGAGGAAACCAGCGCUCCUGAUCAUAAAGUCCUCGGCGGGUCCAUGCCUCGACUGAAGUGGUUCGGUCUGGUAUCUGUAGGCUCCUUCUUUUACUUCUUCAUUCCCGGCUUCUUUGCCCGUUUUCUCAGCGUCUUUGCGUUUCCUACGUGGUUUGCGCCAGAGAAUGCAGUUGUCAACCAACUGUUUGGCGGCUACAUCGGCUCGCCCCUAAUCCCACCUUGGCACGCCAUUGCCAACACGCUCCUCGGCGUUGUCCUCUUCUUCAUCUGUCUCUCGUCGGUAUUGCACUACAGCGGCGCCUGGUACUCGCCCUACCUGCCCAUGAGCGACGCUGGCACCUACGACAACAGAGGCAAGGCGUACAACACGACCAAGAUCCUCACGCCGCAAUUCACUCUCAACGAGCCGGCAUACAAAGCAUACUCGCCGCUCUUUAUCAGCACCACCUUUGCCGUUGCCUAUGGACUUUCCUUUGCGUCCAUCUCGGCACUUCUCGUGCACACAUGGAUCCACAGCCGCAAGACCAUCUGGAAGCAGUACCGCAAUAGCACCACAGAAAAGCCAGACAUUCACAUGAAGAUGAUGCGUAAAUAUCCCGAGGCACCAGACUGGUGGUACCUGUCACUCUUUUUACUUAUGCUUGCCAUUGGCCUUUAUACCGUUGUCGCAUACCCAACCAACUUUGCAUGGUGGGCUUUUCUCUUGGCCAUUUUCAUUUCCUAUGCAUUUUCUUUGCCGAUUGGUAUCAUCCAGGCUGUCACGAAUACGCAAAUCGGUCUCAAUGUCUUGACCGAGUUCAUCUACGGUUACAUCCAGCCCGGUCGUCCUCUCGGUCUCAUGUUAUUCAAGACAUUUGGCUAUGUCACAAUGUCUCAAUCCCUUGGCUUCAUUGCCGAUCUCAAAUUUGGCCACUACAUGAAGGUGCCGCCGCGCACCAUGUUCAUGGCCCAAGUCGUCGCCACCACCGUGUCCUGUUUUGUCCAGAUUGCCGUCCUCAACCUCGCCCUCGGCAGCAUCGACAACGUCUGCGAUAUUCACCAGCGCGACCGAUUCACCUGUCCUGGCGGCCGAGUCUUUUUCUCCGCGUCCAUCAUCUGGGGUCUCAUCGGCCCAGCGCGCAUCUUCUCCCCCGGCCGCAUCUACUCCGGUCUCUUCCUCUUCUUCGUCCUGGGUGCUGUCGCGCCCGUUGCCAUCUACCUCUGGACCCGGCGCUGGCCCAGCUCGCCCGCCAAGUACCUCAUGGCGCCCGUCAUCUUUGGCGGCGCCGGCGCCAUUCCGCCCGCCACGCCACUCAACUACUUUUCCUGGGGCAUCGUCGGCUUCGUUUUCCAGUGCUGGAUCAAGAAGCGCCACUUCGGCUGGUGGUCGCGCCUCAACUUUCUCACCUCGUGCGGCCUCGACCUCGGUCUGGCGUUUGGCACGCUCGUCCUCUUCUUUGCGUUUACCCUGCACGACAUCAAGCCGCCGCAGUGGUGGGGCAACGCCAUUGUCGAGAAGACAAUGGACUUUCAGGGGACGGCGAUCCAGGCGCUCCUGCCAGAGGGGCAGACGUUUGGUCCAGCAACAUGGUGA